Messenger RNA from Ostrea edulis (European flat oyster), 1330 nucleotides. RefSeq names its product MAM and LDL-receptor class A domain-containing protein 1-like. The record is from RefSeq and is a predicted model, not a curated record. Lineage: Eukaryota; Metazoa; Mollusca; Bivalvia; Ostreida; Ostreidae. The coding region runs from base 139 to 1206 and encodes 355 amino acids. Gene Ontology annotation, cellular component: membrane. The transcript has 3 exons.
AUCACGUGACAACCACGUUACAAGCAUCAAUUUUUUUUACAGGAAGCUUGUGUUCAAUCAACUUGUUCUUAUAUCUCAUAUUCAUCAGUGUAAAUUAUUGAAAUACAAUAAUCAGAAUACGGAAUAAAACCGGAAGUUAUGGAUGUAAGGAUUCUUUUAAGUAUCGCCAUUGUCAUUCCGUUGAGAGUGAAAGCAGGUUUUACCGAUUUCGAGACUGCCUCCAAAGACUGGUUCAAUGUCCUCCUCCGUGACGACAUAGACUGGAAUCUACAUAAGGGUGGUUUGACGGAUUGGAAAACGGGGACGAAGGGAGACCACACCACAGGGAAAGGAAAAUUCUUAUAUGUGGACACAUCUAACGAUUCGGGGGCUUCUGCUAUACUGGAGAGUAGAAUUCUCCAAACUCCAGAACGAGGAUCGUGUGUCUCGUUUUGGUACCGUGUUUCCGGUAACGAUGUUGGUGACGUCAUGAUUCAUAAAGUUGAAGUGGUAGAAGGAAGAACUGAGGAAAGGGUAUGGUGGAGACGAAAGGGGCAUCAGGGAGACAAGUGGAAUUUUGGAAGAGUCACAAUCCCAGCAUCCGGUACUAAAUAUUAUCAACUGGUCUUGGAGGCCAAACUCGGAGGUGGAAGUGGUGGAAUCAUAGCGCUGGACGACAUCAACCUUGAUGUAAGCCAACCAUGCACGGAUUCUCUUGAAAACGGAGGGUUUAUGAUCGAUUUUGAAACCCAACCAACAGCAAUGCAAAACAAAGAAAACGUAGAUCAUUUUGACUGGAUAAUCCAAAAGGGACCGACUCCGAGUUCCGGUACAGGUCCUUCUGGUGACGUCACAUCCGGCCAAGGUCAUUACCUAUACUUGGAGGCUAGUAAAAUGUCAAGCGGUCAUACAGCUUACUAUCUUAGUAUUACCGUGCCUCCCAGCCAUAAUGGUGCCUGUCUAUCGUUUUAUUACCACAUGAAUGGAAAUCACGUUGGUACUUUGACCGCUUCUGUCCUAGGUAAACCUGGCUGGGUAUCCACGGCUACCUCCGUAUGGACUAAGUCGGGUAAACAGGGAGACAUGUGGCAUUUCGCCGAGGUGUCUCUGGAGAAAACUCGAACCGCGCAAAAAUAUGAAGUCAUGUUCACAGGAAUUGUUGGAGAUGGUUACCAAGGAGACAUUGCAAUUGACAAUAUCAUGUUACAAAAUAAUGGUUUAUGUUAAUUAAAUCCAUUUAUUGCCAAAACAAAUUCAGAUAUUUAAAUAUGUACUUGUUAUUUUGCAAACAUGCAUGUACGGAAAUGUGUUGCCUCCUUUUUUCUAAUAUUAAUAAAUAUCAUCAAUUUGC